Dermatophagoides farinae (American house dust mite) is the source of this 983-nucleotide messenger RNA. RefSeq names its product transmembrane emp24 domain-containing protein 2. Lineage: Eukaryota; Metazoa; Arthropoda; Arachnida; Sarcoptiformes; Pyroglyphidae. The record is from RefSeq and is a predicted model, not a curated record.
AUCGAAUCAAACAUACACAACAAUAACGUUCAGUGUGACGUGUCUUCGGUGAAAAAUACCGACAAUUUCACACCAACAGAAACAUUUAAUCUUGAUCAACUAUCAUUGCAUUUUUUUUUUUUUCAUGAAUUUCCAGACCAUAAACAACAAAUAUUGAAAUUGAAAGUGAAUUGAUUUGGUUUCAAUCUACGAAUUUUUGUAUCGUUUUUUUUCAGUCCGGUUCAAUCAUCAUAGUUAUUGUGAGAAAUAUAUUGAACAAUGAAAAAUCUGACAGUCAAAUCAAAAUCAAUUUUUAUUGUGGCUAUUAUUCUAGCCAUUUGCCUGAAUUCUGUUCAUUCAUAUUUUCUUGUGAUAGAUGCACAUGGUGAAGAAUGUUUCUUUGAACGUGUUGCAUCCGGUACAAAAAUGGGAUUAACAUUCGAAGUGGUUGAAGGUGGAUUCCUUGAUCUCGAUCUUUCCAUUGUUGGUCCCGAUCAUAAAGAAAUUCAUCAUGAAGAACGUGUAUCAAGUGGAAAAUAUACAUUUGCUGCACAUAUGGAUGGUGAUUAUCAAUAUUGUUUUGGUAAUAAAAUGUCAUCAAUGACACCAAAAGUGGUAAUGUUUUCAAUGGAUGUUGAAGAAAAAGCUAAACAUGAAAAUAAAGAUGGUAUUGGUGGUGCUCAUCAUGAUUCAUCAUCUGGAUCAAAUGAUCAUAAUAAAUUAGAAGAAAUGGUCAAAGAUUUAACUAGUGGCCUUUCAUCAGUAAAACAUGAACAAGAAUAUAUGACUGUACGUGAUCGUAUUCAUAGACAGAUAAAUGAUUCCACUAAUUCACGUGUAUUAUUAUGGGCAUGUUUUGAGGCAUUAUUAUUGGUUGCCAUUACAUUGGGCCAGGUAUUCUAUUUGAAACGUUUUUUUGAAGUACGGCGAGUUGUUUUGAAAAAUAACUAAUCAUCAACAACAACAGCAACAAAAAAAAAACAUUUAAUAAUCAAAUUUUGUCA